This is a messenger RNA of Corylus avellana, 4132 nucleotides long. RefSeq names its product phosphate deficiency response 2 (gene PDR2). The record is from RefSeq and is a predicted model, not a curated record. Gene Ontology annotation, cellular component: endoplasmic reticulum membrane. Gene Ontology annotation, biological process: transmembrane transport; intracellular calcium ion homeostasis. Gene Ontology annotation, molecular function: ATP binding; ATP hydrolysis activity; P-type ion transporter activity. Lineage: Eukaryota; Viridiplantae; Streptophyta; Magnoliopsida; Fagales; Betulaceae.
UACCCAACUUUUAUUCGCAAGAGCAGAGGAAAUAAGAGAAAGAGAAAAGAAAGAAUCUGCUAUUCCUUUCUUGCAACUUCAGCUACUAAAGAAAAGUCCUUCACUCACAACCAGAACCGUCCGAUCUAGGGAUUCUGGAUACCUCAGUCUCGCUUCUCCGAUUGCGAGCUCGUCCAAGCGCCCGCGACGAUCUCUGUCGGUUUGUUUCUAGAAGGUUGAGAGAUGUCGAGGUUCCAUGUGGGAGGGAAAGUGGUGGAGAGAGUUGAGUUGUUGAGGAAGAGGCACUUGGCAUGGCGAUUGGACGUGUUGCCCUUUGCCAUUAUAUAUAUUUUGUGGUUGACUGCCAUUGUUCCUAGCAUAGACAUUGGGGAUGCUGCCAUUGUUUUCGGUGGACUUGUUGCUCUUCACAUUCUGGUCUGGCUUUUCACGGCUUGGUCCGUCGAUUUCAAGUGCUUUGUCCAGUAUAGUAAGGUUAAUGAUAUUCACCAAGCUGAUGCAUGCAAGGUUACUCCAGCCAAAUUUUCUGGUUCUAAAGAAGUAGUGCCUCUUCAUUUUCGUAGAUUACCAGCAAGUUCUUCAUCUGCAAUGGAUUUGGAAGAGAUUUACUUUGAUUUCAGAAAGCAGUGCUUCAUCUUUUCAAAGGAGAAGGAGACAUUUUGCAAGCUUACCUACCCUACCAAGGAAACAAUUGGACACUAUCUCAAAAGUACUGGCCAUGGUUCUGAUGCUAAAGUUGUCGUUGCCACUGAAAAAUGGGGACGGAACGUAUUUGAUUACCCACAACCUACAUUCCAGAAGUUAUUGAAAGAGCACUGCAUGGAACCCUUUUUUGUAUUUCAGGUCUUCUGUGUGGGUCUCUGGUGUUUGGAUGAGUAUUGGUAUUACAGUUUGUUCACCCUAUUCAUGCUGUUUAUGUUUGAGUCAACAAUGGCAAAAAGUCGGUUGAAGACUUUAACUGAGCUAAGACGUGUUAGAGUGGAUAGCCAGACCUUAAUGGUGUAUCGAUGUGGGAAGUGGGUUAAACUCUCUGGAACGGAUCUGUUGCCUGGGGAUGUUGUCUCUAUUGGGCGUUCUUCUGGUCCGAAUGGAGAAGAUAAGUCAGUACCAGCAGACAUGCUUAUAUUAGCUGGAAGUGCUAUAGUGAAUGAAGCCAUUCUCACAGGCGAGUCUACCCCACAAUGGAAGGUUUCAAUCAUGGGAAGAGGAAUUGAGGAGAUGUUAUCAAUAAAGAGAGAUAAGAGCCAUGUUUUAUUUGGUGGGACUAAGAUUUUGCAGCAUACUCCAGAUAAGACCUUUCAUCUGAAGACCCCUGAUGGUGGCUGCAUAGCUGUUGUUCUGAGGACUGGAUUUGAAACAAGUCAGGGAAAACUGAUGCGAACAAUUUUAUUUUCUACAGAGAGGGUUACAGCUAACAGCUGGGAAAGUGGGCUGUUCAUUUUAUUCCUAGUCAUAUUUGCAGUAAUAGCUGCUGGUUAUGUACUUAAAAAGGGGCUAGAGGAUCCCACAAGGAGCAAGUACAAGCUUUUACUAAGUUGUUCACUUAUUAUUACUUCUGUGAUCCCUCCUGAGCUGCCAAUGGAAUUAUCAAUAGCUGUUAAUACAUCUCUGAUUGCCUUGACACGGCGUGGAAUAUUUUGUACAGAGCCUUUCCGAAUACCAUUUGCUGGGAAGGUUGAUAUAUGUUGUUUUGACAAAACUGGAACACUUACAUCUGAUGACAUGGAGUUCUGUGGAGUUGGUGGGUUAACGGGCAGUAUGGAUUUAGAAACUGAUAUGUCAAAUGUGCCAGUGCGCACUCUGGAAAUUCUGGCUUCUUGUCAUGCCCUUGUUUUUGUUGAGAACAAGCUGGUGGGUGAUCCUCUAGAGAAGGCAGCACUUAAGGGAAUCGAUUGGAGUUAUAAAUCAGAUGAGAAAGCCAUGCCAAAAAAGGGAAAUGGCAAUGCUGUUCAGAUUGUUCAACGACACCACUUUGCGUCCCACUUGAAGCGAAUGGCAGUUGUUGUUCGCAUUCAGGAGGAAUUUCUUGCUUUUGUGAAGGGUGCCCCUGAAACUAUUCAGAAUAGACUUGUUGAUGUGCCAUCAUCAUAUGUUGAGACCUACAAGAAAUAUACACGUCAAGGGUCUCGUGUCCUAGCUCUUGCUUUCAAGUCCCUUCCAGAUAUGACAGUUAGUGAAGCUAGAAGCUUGGAUAGGGAUGUAGUGGAGAGUGGCCUUACUUUUGCUGGUUUUGCGGUUUUUAACUGUCCUAUUAGAGGAGAUUCAGGCACAGUCUUGUCUGAACUAAAAGGAUCUUCACAUGACUUGGUGAUGAUUACUGGUGAUCAAGCUUUGACAGCCUGCCAUGUUGCAAGCCAAGUUAAUAUUAUAUCAAAUCCAGCAUUGAUUCUUGGUCCAGCAAGGAAUGGUGAUGGGUAUGAGUGGAUAUCCCCUGAUGAGACAGAGAUUAUGCAGUACAGUGAGAAAGAUGUUGAAGCUUUAUCAGAGUCUUAUGAUCUCUGUAUUGGUGGGGACUGCAUCGAAAUGUUACAACAGACCUCUGCUGCUCUACGAGUCAUCCCUUACGUGAAGGUUUUUGCAAGAGUUGCUCCCGAGCAAAAAGAACUCAUCAUGACCACCUUCAAAACAGUUGGAAGGAUAACAUUGAUGUGUGGGGAUGGGACUAAUGAUGUUGGAGCUCUGAAGCAGGCCCAUGUGGGAGUUGCUCUAUUGAAUGCAGUGCCUCCAAGUCAAAGUUCUGGGACAUCUAAGGAUGAAGGUACGAAGUCUGCCAAGUCAAAAAAAUCUAAGCCUACAUUGGAAGCAACUGGAAAAGGUAUGGUUCUAAAUGGAGAAGGCUCGUCGAAAGGUAAAGGUACCUCGAGGUUGGAUACCACCAACGUUUCUGCUGGUAAUCGCCAUCUGACAGCUGCAGAGAUUCAACGACAGAAGCUGAAGAAGAUGAUGGAUGAGCUAAAUGAGGAGGGUGAUGGUCGUGGAGCUCCCAUUGUCAAGCUUGGUGAUGCCUCUAUGGCAUCACCAUUCACUGCAAAGCAUGCGUCGGUUGCCCCCACCACAGACAUAAUUCGUCAGGGUCGCAGUACUCUAGUAACUACCCUCCAGAUGUUCAAAAUACUGGGCCUUAACUGCCUUGCUACAGCGUAUGUAUUGAGUGUUAUGUAUUUGGAUGGUGUCAAGCUCGGAGAUAUCCAGGCUACAAUCAGUGGUGUAUUUACAGCUGCCUUUUUCCUGUUUAUCUCGCAUGCCCGCCCCCUUCACACCCUUUCAGCUGCACGUCCCCACCCUCAUGUCUUUUGCUCCUAUGUAUUCCUUUCUCUCAUGGGACAGUUUGCGAUCCACCUACUUUUCUUGAUUUCUUCUGUGAAGGAGGCUGAGAAACACAUGCCUGAUGAGUGCAUCGAGCCAGACUCCGAUUUUCAUCCCAACCUGGUGAAUACAGUCUCAUACAUGGUGAACAUGAUGCUUCAGGUGGCUACGUUUGCUGUGAACUACAUGGGGCAUCCUUUCAACCAGAGCAUCUCUGAAAACAAACCAUUUUUGUAUGCCCUCUUGGGUGCUGUUGGUUUUUUCACAGUUAUUACUUCUGAUCUAUUUAGGAGCUUGAAUGACUGGUUGAAGUUGGUGCCUUUGCCUGGUGGAUUAAGGGAUAAACUACUGCUUUGGGCUUUUCUCAUGUUUUUGGCCUGCUACUCCUGGGAGAGACUCUUGAGGUGGGCUUUCCCUGGUAAGAUUCCAGCCUGGAAGAAGCGUCAACGGCUUGCUGCGGCUAAUCUACAAAAGAAGAAACAUGUCUGAGUGAAUCAAAGUGGAAAGAGCUAUAUUUUGGAUGGCUAUGCGGCCGGAGCUGAUGGUGUGAUGGCAUCAAAAGGCAGAGCCAGUGAGCGGAAUAUAGCUGAAUGGCUUUACAUUUUUUAACAGUUGUAUCAAUCAAAUUGUGAAUUUUCCUCCUUUUGUGGUGGGAGAUUGUCUAAAAAGUACCAAGUUAUUAAUAUUUUGCAGGGAGAAUAUGAUUUUAGGAUGCUUUUUGGAUAUAGGAGAUUGAUACAUGACGGAUAGUUUCAACCUUUAGAACCAUUGUACCCGACUUACAUUCCACAUUUGAUUAUUGUCUUUUCUAAAGAAAGUAUUUGAUACA